UUCUCCCCCGUCUGCAACAACAUACGUCUGACAAACGGCACCGUUUCGCCAUGAUCACCAGAUGGAUCAAUGGCGUAUUCCAGCGACAAAAAACCGAAGAGUUACAACAAUGUUUCCUGUGUAGCCAAUUCGGAAUCCCGAAUUUUCACUCAACAAAGUGUGAUCCAGCCUCCCAUUCCUCAUGGGAGGCUCUCGCAGGUUCUUCAUUGGUUCCGAUCGGUUCUCGUAAGAGAACCGAUCAGAAGAGCCAGAAGUCCUCAAUGGGGGGACACCCGUGUCACGUUUUGGAUCCACGUAACGACAGAUUGCUGUGGUGGAAUAGGAUGCUUCUUCUGGCGCGAUUUGCCGCUUUGGCGGUGGAUCCGUUUUUCCUUUUCGCUUUGGCGGUGGAUGAUGACGGAGGCGACGGUGGUGGUGCGGUGUGUGUAUACAUAGUGGAGAGGGUGGUGAGGGCGGUGAGCAUUGUACGCACUUGUGUAGAUGCCAUGCACCUGUGCCACGUGUGGCUUCAGUUCCGGCUGGCUUACGUGUCUAGGGAAUCUUUGGUUGUUGGAUGUGGAAAGCUUGUUUGGGAUGCACGUGACAUUGCUUUUCAUUACCUUGGGUCGCUUAGGGGAUUUUGGUUGGAUGUCUUCGUCGUUUUACCAAUCCCUCAGGUGUUUUAUAUAUUUGUGGCACCAAGAUUAUUAAGAGAAGAAAAGAUACCAAUGAUAAUGAUCCUAGUACAGAUCAUAUUCAUGCUACAAUUCUUGCCCAAAGUUUAUCACUGCUACUGUCUGAUGCAUCGUAGACGGCUGAUCACCGGUUACAUUUUUGGAAAUGUUUGGUGGCGUUUUGGCCUCAGUUUCAUGGCUUACUUCCAAGCUUCUCAUGCAUCGGGAGGUUACUGGUACGCACUAGCCAUACAACGGGUUGUGUCAUGCCUUGUGCAACAGUGUGAUGCGAGUAAGAAAUGUAGCACCCCGUUUUUGUCGUGCUCGAGUAAAGCCAACUCUAGAAGCUCGAUGUGCUUAGAUGAUGAUGGGCCUUUCCUUUUUGGAAUCUAUGAGUUUGCUCUACCAAUAAUUUCGUGUGAUUCUGUUGUCACCAGGAUCUUGUACAGCAAUCUAUGGGGUCUCACUUCUUUCAGCACCAUGGGCAACAUUCUCGAGCCAAGCAGCGACGUCUUGGAGUUGCUUUUAUCUUGUUAUAUGGUGAUCUUUGGAGUAAUUCUUUUCACCGCGCUAAUUGGAAACAUUCAGGUUUUCUUGUAUGCACUCGCGGGAAGGACCACAAAAAUGCAAAUGAAACUAACGGACAUGGAAUGGUGGAUGAAACGCAGACAAUUACCUUCUAGUUUAAGACGAAGAGUUCGCCAUUUUGAGAACCAAAGAUGGUCGUUUAUGGGUGGUCAAGAUGAUAUGGAAAUGGUCAGAGAUCUCCCUGAAGGGCUAAGAAGAGACAUCAAGCGUCAUCUUUGCUUAGACCUAAUGAAAAAGGCACCUUUGUUCAAGUUCAUGGAUGAUGUUGUUCUUGACAAUAUUUGUGACCGAGUUACAUAUUUCGUCUACUCAAAGGGUGAGAAGAUUAUUAGAGAAGGAGACCCGGUUCAGAGAAUGAUGUUUUUGGUUCACGGUCAAGUGAAGAGAACCCAAUGGUUAAGCCGCGGGAUGGUUGCAACCAGCACACUGGAACCGGGGAGCUUUUUUGGGGACGAGCUUCUAUCAUGGUGCCUUAGGAUGCCAUUCAUAGACCGUUAUCCGGCUGCAACCGCAACAUUCACUUGUGUGAAAGGAACAGAAGCAUUUGCACUAGAUGCAAAGCAUUUAAGGUACAUUACAAAUCAUUUCCGUUACUCGUUUGUUAGUGAAAAGAUGAAACGAAGGGCGAGAUACUAUUCAUCCAACUGGCGAACGUGGGCUGCUGUUAAUAUACAAAUUGCGUGGCGCCGGUACAUUUUGAGGACCAGGAACGAGGCGGUGGCGUACAGGGCCAGGAACCAUGACCGGCUUAAACAUUAUGCGGCCAUGUUCAUGUCGUUUAGGCCACAUGAUCACCUAGACUGAAAAAAAACUGCUGUAAUCACAGCAUGCAUUGUUUUGGUGUGUUUAUCAGUUUAUGAUACAUUGUUUGUAAUGAUUUCGCGUUGGUAAAACUGUAAACCAUCAAUAUCUAUGUUUAUAACAAUCAUAAAUAUUUUUAAAACAACUAUUUGUGAUAGUGAAGACAACUAUCCA
Molecule: messenger RNA, 2216 nt
Organism: Helianthus annuus (common sunflower)
Lineage: Eukaryota; Viridiplantae; Streptophyta; Magnoliopsida; Asterales; Asteraceae
Product: cyclic nucleotide-gated ion channel 2
Exons: 8
Coding region: 51-2045 (664 amino acids)
Source: RefSeq, a predicted model, not a curated record